AUGGUCGCUGCGUUGCUGCUGUCUCUCGUCCUGGCGGAGGGGACCGAAGACGGGCCAGCGCCCGCCGCCGCCCCCUACCCCGUCUCCGCCCCUGCCUCAGACACCGCGGGCAGCAAACCGACCAGCUGGCGCUGCAGGCAGAGCCCUGACGAGUCGGUGCAGACGCUGGUGCGGCAGUUGGCAAUUCUGGAAGGCGCGAAGGCGCUGGGCGGGACAGCGCAAGUGGACUCCGCCGGCCCCGGCGCUCCGCUCGCCAACGUCGCUCCAGCGGCCCCCGCC
Gryllus bimaculatus (two-spotted cricket) is the source of this 279-nucleotide messenger RNA. NCBI's taxonomy places the organism in Eukaryota, Metazoa, Arthropoda, Insecta, Orthoptera, Gryllidae. The record is from the annotation of a GenBank genome assembly.